AUGGCAAGGCUCUGGGCUCGCCCUCUUACCACCACCUACCCGCACCUUUACGCGUUGUUACCACCUAUUCGACCACAUCCAAGCUAUCAUAGACGACCAAUUGGCCCAACGACGAAUUCACCUUCGAGUUUAAUUUUCGUGGAUACGGUUUUUUGCUUGAUGCUAGCUGACCCUUUGCUUCUCAGAAACGCCGUUCAGAGGUCGAGACUGGCGAGCAAUUUAUGCGCCAUGAGCGUCAUGCUCAUUGAGCAUAUCCCAUUGGCAUUAUCGAAGUCAACGCUGUUAUCAUCUCUGAAGUUACGCUCGAUUCUUGAAGGACAAAGAGAGAUCACGGUCGGAGAAGAAGUAGCAGAGAGCCUUGGUAUCUUCGCCACGUUCGUCACUGUUGCAUCCUCACCCAGAACGGUUCCGAUGUGCAGACCACCUCGGUUCUUUGGUAUGAGCGCCGUCGCGCCUCUUCGAAGCUUCUAUGACCUCCGAGUAGUGACCCUUGUCGCUGAAGACGAAAUUUUGCCUACAGUAGUCGGACCAACAGCAUGUCUCGCUUCCACUGCCAAAAACCCGUCAAGAUUUAAAGCCCAGUACACUCAACACUUCCCCAAUUUCUCUGUCCCCUUCACAGGCCAUGGUGAUUUCUACCGCGGGCACAAAAUCUUAAACCUUAUUCGCGAUGGUACCGACACUUGUCUUACCUCUUGGGAGGUUUUAUGGCCGGACUCCUGGGAAUGCCUCCAGACAUUUUUGACGCAUUGGCACGAGCCAAGGCUUGUUAAUAUGGUGCUGCAGAUAGCACGCGUAAGGAUGAGCAGAGUCUUCAUAGCGGAAGCAAAGGCGACGGCGAUUGAUCGGGAAAGUACCCCCGCGGAGCCUGAACGUGUUGGAAGAACUGGCCUUGACUAUGAUCCGCCAUCCCUUGGCUUGCCACUACGUCUUGCCAUAGUCUUUGCGAAAGAGAAUUUCCAAAUGGCCUCACCAGCGAAAGUCCAAAAGGAGCCGCUUCAUUGGUUUAGCCUCAGCGAUGAAAUUUCAAAAUCAGACCAGGCAAAGAUAGUCAAGGAUGCGCAUUGCCGAUAUCAGAGUCUUACCGAGGUUACCAUUUCCGUUAUUGACGAGAUCGACACAACAGAGUUGCCCUCCAACCUCGGGGUUGAUGGGCUCCUAGAGAGGCUCAAUACCGCACUCGGCACCUCCUAUACCCUGGACUCCCCAUCUCUGUCCUCCCGUUUCUCCAAAAAGUUCUGCUCUGCCCUUCGAAUCCCUCACACAUCAUCUUUGUACUUGAUUCUGAGAUCCUGCACUACUAGCAACUACGACUUUGGCAUCGCAUACGCCCGUCUCCGAUGUAGAUGGUACGGCGACACAACCCACAUCAAUAAGCGCAUCACUAGCUCCUCCGUACCUCCUCGAUACCUUUGGGACCUGUAUAUCAAUCGGGUCGUUCCGUGGUGGAUUGCGUACGAAUGGCACUGGGGCGUAUCACAUGCUUGGAUGGAUGAGAAGGACCGCGUCAGUGUAUGGUCCCCCACCAAUGGACGGGCAUGGCCCGUGCCCAUCCCUAAAGACGCAGAUUUCAACCUCAUUCGCAUCGAGCUGCUCAAUCUUGGAGCAGAGCAGGCCGGCGGGCCGAGCGAGGAUCUGCGUGCGAAAGAGUGGGAGCUGGACUUUCCUACCAUUGGGAGUGUGUACCUGAUGUCCAGACAGGUGGUGUGCUACUUUAGCGGACUGGGGAGGCCGUUGAGUUUAAACAUUGACCUAGAGGACAUGAAGGAGGACUAUAUUAUUGGUGGGAAAACAAGCGGUGAAAGAAGUGCGGAGGAAUAUAAGCAGAUAAUGCUCCAGCAGCUGUCGGUGCUCAGGACCAUCACCGGUACAGGCAACAAAAGUGUGCUCGACGUCCUGUCGUAUAUGCAGAAACUUGCCUCGACGAAUCCCGUGGAUAGGAUCGCGGGGAUGACGUAUCUCGUAUCUACGAAUAAGAUACUGGCGUACUACGAGAAACGGACUGAGGAGGACGCGUGGACGGGGUUGGUAGAUGAACUACAUGCGCAGCUCCGGGCGGAUAUGUUCUUCCUUUAUCCUAAGCCUGGGGAUGGAAAUGCACGGUGGAGGCUGUCUUGGAACCAGGCCAUGGAUGAGGCGCUCCUGCCUAAUGAGGACGAGCUCCGCGAUCGGGCUCCGUGGGAUAACACAUACACGGGCCCGUGUAUUGAGGAGGGUGAGGUACGGGGAUUGGGAGGAGAAGGAGAGCUGGUCGUCGAAGGGGUCUCGCGGCCGUCCAAGAUCGUUGCCGACCAUGCGUACCCGAUACCCUGGGGAUCGUACACGCUGAUGGGCGGUGAAACUCCUAGUAUGAUGUUUUGGGUGGUGGGGCGAUAUAGGAAAGGGAUGUUUGAGAAGGUGUCAGUGGUCCGGGUGCUUGAUAAUGAGGAACGGGAGGCACUGGAGAGAUCGGGGGUCGUGAAGGAGAAGAUUGAAUCUCUGAAACUCGAUGAUCUCAUUCUUCUGUACAAAGACUCCGAUGCUGGGGGAAACUGUGGCUUACGCUGCGAACUCCAAUCAACGCAGAGCCCUAACUCACUGGCGUCCUUGUGCUACGUCUCAUAUGGACAUUUCUGCCACGGAUUCUCUUCGGUAAUAACGCCGAAUACUUAUAUCGACGGGUUACAAACGUAUCGUUCCAGGAAUUCUGGGAUAAUCACUGGAGGGGAUGUGCUCAUCCCUAUGAAUCUGCCGCCCAUGGUUAUGAUGAUGAUAUCCAUGGGCGCAGAGAAGUGA
Guyanagaster necrorhizus is the source of this 2775-nucleotide messenger RNA. RefSeq lists its product as uncharacterized. NCBI's taxonomy places the organism in Eukaryota, Fungi, Basidiomycota, Agaricomycetes, Agaricales, Physalacriaceae. The record is from RefSeq and is a predicted model, not a curated record. Bases 1 to 2775 code for a protein of 924 amino acids. The transcript has 18 exons.